Messenger RNA from Lolium rigidum, 1318 nucleotides. Its product is annotated as E3 ubiquitin-protein ligase RSL1-like. Gene Ontology annotation, cellular component: cytoplasm; ubiquitin ligase complex. The transcript is spliced from 2 exons. Gene Ontology annotation, molecular function: ubiquitin protein ligase activity; ubiquitin conjugating enzyme binding; zinc ion binding. The coding region runs from base 110 to 1126 and encodes 338 amino acids. Gene Ontology annotation, biological process: protein polyubiquitination; positive regulation of proteasomal ubiquitin-dependent protein catabolic process; ubiquitin-dependent protein catabolic process. The record is from RefSeq and is a predicted model, not a curated record. NCBI's taxonomy places the organism in Eukaryota, Viridiplantae, Streptophyta, Magnoliopsida, Poales, Poaceae.
AAAGCAACUUUGUUGAGGGCCUAGCUAGCGCUUCCCAGGACAGACUUGACGAAAGCUAGCGCAUUGAUCCAUCUUCUUCUCCUCCCGCUAUAAGCUGACAAACUGAUCGAUGGCGGCCGAGUCUUCCGUCGCCGAUCUCGUCCUCGUCGACGACCUGUACUUGAUAGCACUUUGCAGCGGAAGAAACGAAGCCGACGCCGCCGGGCUGUUGGCGUUACCCGACGAGGAGUACGCCGUGGAGCUCCAGCUCCAAGAAGUGAUCAUGUCCUCCACCAUAGCGGCCGCGGCGCUUGGGCUACUACCUGAUAGUUGUGCUCCUCCUGCCGCCACCAGCUAUGAAGCAACAUCCUCCACUGUUGCCGCGGGUGAGUGCUCCUCCUCUGCCUCGCUGAUCCCACCACCGCUUGCCCCAGCCAGCGACGACGACGACCACGCAGCGGCGGCGAGUCUAGUUGAGUGUUUCCCCUCCUCAGCUGGGCCGUCCAUCCCCGCGACGUUCCUCUUCUGCAAGAUCUGCAUGGACGCCGUGCCACCAUCGGACGCGCACAGCGCCAGCCGCGGCUGCGGGCACGCCUUCUGCGCCACCUGCCUCGCGGGUUACAUCCUAGUCAAGAUCCAUGACAGGAUCGCCGACGUCAAGUGCCCUGAGGAUGGCUGCGGCAGCGUCCUCGACCCCGAGCUCUGCCGGGGCAUGCUCACCGGGAAGGCCUUCGAGGCGUGGUGCACCGUGAUGUGCGAGUCCAUGGUGGUCGGGGCCAACAAGGUGUACUGCCCAUUCAAGGACUGCUCUGCGAUGAUGGUGGUGGACGAAGUUGGUGGCGGCGAUGUCGCGGAGUCGGAGUGCCCGAGCUGCAAGAGGCUCUUCUGCGCACGGUGCGGCGUGCCGUGGCACGCCGGUGUUGGCUGCGCCGAGUACGAGCAGCUGCCGGUGGGGGACAGGGGGAAGGAGGACUUGGCGGUGAUGGAGAUGGCUAAGGGAGAGAAGUGGAAAAGGUGCCCCCAGUGCAUGUUCUUGGUACAGAAAUCCGAAGGUUGCGUGCAUAUCACUUGCAGGUGUGGCUUCGAGUUCUGCUAUGGAUGUGGGAAGCGGUGGGGGGACUCUCAUUCCUCGUGCAGCGCAGCGUGAGAUCGGCCAUGUCGUCGGAAGCAGCUCUGCAGUGAUAACUUGUGGAGCUGUUUUAUGGUACAAUUUACUAGUCAUGUGGCCUAAUAGUAUUGAGUCAUAUCCACUGUUUGAUUAGAAAGGUAUUCUGGGCAACUAAUAUUUUGGUAUUUCUGUUUUUUCUUUCAAAAUCAGCAAGAGAUUUGGUUUGAUUUA